AUGGAAGCCCAAAACCACCAGCGUAACAUUGCUUUCUUCCCCUUAAUGGCUCAAGGCCAUGUGAUCCCAACCAUUCACAUGGCCAAGCUAUUUGUUUCCAGAGGUCUCAAAGCCACCAUCAUCACAACCACUGUAGAUGCACCUUUCAUCCUCAAGAAGAUCGAAACCUCAGGUACCCAUAUCAACAUUUUCACGAUCAAAGUGCCUGCUGUUGAGGUGGGUUUGCCAGAACACUGUGAGAACGUCCACUCUGUUACUUCACCGGAAAUGCAAGAAAAGUUUUGCAAAGCCACAACCUUGCUUGGACCGCAGCUUGAGCUGUUCUUGAAGCAAUGGAGACCCGAUUGCCUUGUUGCUGACAUGUUCUUCCCUUGGGCUACUGAUGUGGCAUCAAAGCAAGGGAUUCCGACUCUCAUUUUCCAUGGAACUAGUUACUUUGCCUUGUGCGCUAUGCUGUGUGUGUAUCUGUAUAAGCCUCACAAUCAGGUUUCAUCUGAUUCAGAACCUUUUGUUAUUCCUAACUUACCCCACAAGAUUGAGCUGGAUAGAAAGAAAAUUCCUGAUUUUUAUAAGGAUGGAGUUGAAAAUGAAUUUAAAAAGCUGUAUGAAGAGUCUAUGGAAGCACUGAAGAGGAGUUAUGGGGUUCUUGUUAACAGCUUUUAUGAGCUUGAACAUAGUUAUUCUGAUCAUUACAUCAAUGUUUUAGGGAUAAAAGCUUGGCAUAUAGGCCCACUUUGGUUAUGCAAUGAAGACGAAGAUCAUAAACUCUCAACUGAUGAUCAUGAAUGCAUGAAAUGGCUCGACAAAAAGAAGUCUAAUUCAGUUAUUUAUGUAUGCUUUGGGAGUUUAUCAAAUUUUGGUGAUGCUCAGCUGUUAGAGAUCGCAAUAGGUCUUGAGGCUUCAGGGCAUCAGUUCAUUUGGGUUGUCAAUAAACAAAAGAACAUUGAAGAAACCUGGCUGCCUAAAGGAUUUGAAGAGAGGAUUGAAGGGAAGGGAAUGAUCGUAAGAGGGUGGGCACCGCAGGUGAUGAUUCUUUCGCAUGAAGCAGUGGGAGGGUUUGUGACUCAUUGUGGGUGGAACUCGACACUUGAAGCAGUGUGCUGUGGUGUUCCCAUGGUGACAUGGCCUCUGCUUGCAGAUCAGUUUUACAAUGAGAAGCUGAUAACGCAAGUGCUUGAGAUCGGGAUUGGCGUUGGUGCUCAAGAAUGGACUAGUAGAGUGGAUGGUGAGAUAGUGAAGAGUGAGAACAUAGAGAAGGCUGUGACAAAGGCAAUGGGGGGUGAAGAAGCAGAGGAAAUGAGAAGCAGAGCCGGGGGUUAUGCAGAAAUGGCGAGAAGGGCUAUUGAAGAAGGGGGCUCCUCUUACUCUGAUCUUGAUAAAUUGAUUGAAGAAUUAAGGUCACAUGCCAUUUCUAGAGGAACAAAUUGAAUUUAACAUGUUUAUGUGUAAUGUGAUUUCUUUAAUCUUACUAUAUAUUGAUGCCAGCUAGAUG
Molecule: messenger RNA, 1492 nt
Organism: Argentina anserina (silverweed cinquefoil)
Lineage: Eukaryota; Viridiplantae; Streptophyta; Magnoliopsida; Rosales; Rosaceae
Product: scopoletin glucosyltransferase-like
Exons: 1
Coding region: 1-1428 (475 amino acids)
Molecular function (GO): UDP-glucosyltransferase activity
Source: RefSeq, a predicted model, not a curated record